UGUCAGGACCAUGGUAUUUUGAAGUUAAGAGUGAGCGUAUAUAUUCGGGCUCCUCCUUCUUUCUUAUUCUUUUAGAGAGGGAGAUCCUUGGUAAUGGUGAAAAGCUUGUAUUCAAUUCCUUUUUCACUGUGUAUUCUUAUGGAGCCAUGAGAAUGGAGAUUCCAAAACAAAUGCAAGGAAUAAGAGGCCCUCAUCAUAGAAGAAGACAAUGGCUAUGGAUCAAAACAGUUGGAGAAGCUCCAAGUCUUAAUCCUUCUAAAAUGGAGCGUAGCUCUUGUAACAUUAUUGGAAGGUUUCAUGGGUUUAUCUGGUGUUUUGUUGUUGUUCUCGUUGUCUUUAGGCCGGGAUUUGUGGGGGCCAGGGUGCCGGGAAAUUGGGUUUCCGGUGAAAAGAUGGAUGGAGAAGAUUUUCCGGCGAACCAGACAUUGCACCCUGGAGAAGAGCUGGAGAAGUUGAAGAGGGUGAGAGACCAUUUGAGAAAGAUCAAUAAGCCGGCUGUGAAGACCAUUCAGAGUCCAGAUGGUGAUCUGAUCGACUGUGUAUACACUCAUCUCCAACACGCUUUUGAUCAUCCCAAAUUAAAAGGCCAAAAACCUUUGGAUCCACCCGAGAGAUCACGAGAGCACAGUGAUCCAUCAAGCUCCUCUUAUGAGGACGGUGAUCCCUUGAGCUUCCAGGUAUGGCGAACAACGGGUGAGUCAUGCCCUGAGAACACCAUUCCUAUACGCAGGACCACAGAAAGUGACCUGCUCAGGGCCAAUUCCGUCCAAAAAUUUGGAAGGAAACGCGGAAGAACCGCAUUCAGAGCAGUUAGGCGUGAUUCAACAAGCAGCAGCCACGAGCAUGCAGUAGGGUAUGUAUCGGGGCAGCAAUACUAUGGGGCGAAGGCGAGUCUAAACGUGUGGGCGCCGCAAGUAAAUAGCCAGAAUGAAUUCAGCCUGUCUCAGAUGUGGGUCAUCUCCGGCUCCUUUAAUAAUGAUCUUAACACCAUUGAGGCCGGCUGGCAAGUAAGCCCGGAGCUAUAUGGAGAUAAUUAUCCUCGGUUUUUCACUUAUUGGACUACUGAUGCAUAUCAGGCGACUGGGUGCUACAAUUUGCUCUGUUCGGGCUUUGUCCAAACAAACAACAUGGUUGCCAUUGGAGCGGCAAUUUCCCCGACUUCGUCAUAUAAUGGUGGCCAAUUUGACAUAAGUUUAUUGGUUUGGAAGGACCCCAACCAUGGGAAUUGGUGGCUAGAGUUUGGUGCAGGGCUCUUAGUGGGGUAUUGGCCUUCAUUUUUGUUUUCCCACUUGAGGGACCAUGCGAGCAUGGUACAAUGGGGAGGAGAAAUAGUAAACUCUCGCCCUAAUGGCCUCCACACCACAACCCAAAUGGGUAGUGGCCAUUUUGCGACUGAAGGCUUUGGAAAAUCCAGUUAUUUUAGGAAUUUACAAGUGGUUGAUUGGGAUAAUAGCUUGAUACCAUUGCCAAAUCUAAAGCUACUGGCGGACCACCCUAAUUGCUAUGACAUUCAAGGUGGGGUCAAUAGGGUUUGGGGCAACUACUUUUACUAUGGGGGACCAGGAAGAAAUGUAAGAUGCCCCUAAACUAACUCUCUCUCUCUAUCCUAUCUCUAUCUCUAUCUCAUCUCUUUCUCUCUCUAAACAAAUACAAGUGGUGUAUUCUAUUCAUCUCAUCCCUCUUUCUUAACCCUCUUUAUUUUCUUUUAAGAGAGGGAUCUCUCAUACUCCCUGGGUAUUGGGUUAUUUUAUUUUAUUUUUUAUUUCAAGUAUCGGAUUUGUCAUUUUCUUUUUAUUUGGGAGAUUGGUUGAUUUAUACCUCCUUUUGAUGAUGUGUACAUUUGAGAAAGAAAAAUAGUGAAAAUACGGUGGUUUGUGGCUC
Messenger RNA from Amborella trichopoda, 1881 nucleotides. Its product is annotated as protein neprosin. NCBI's taxonomy places the organism in Eukaryota, Viridiplantae, Streptophyta, Magnoliopsida, Amborellales, Amborellaceae. The record is from RefSeq and is a predicted model, not a curated record.